Rhagoletis zephyria (snowberry fruit fly) is the source of this 669-nucleotide messenger RNA. RefSeq lists its product as uncharacterized. NCBI's taxonomy places the organism in Eukaryota, Metazoa, Arthropoda, Insecta, Diptera, Tephritidae. The record is from RefSeq and is a predicted model, not a curated record.
AUGGAACGAGCCUUUCUACAAAAGCCCGAAUUUUAUAAAGAGUACUGCAAAUUCAUGGAUGAAUACCUAGAACUCGGCCAUAUGCGUGAAGUUGGAGAAUAUCCAAAUAACAUUGAACACAAUUCGUAUUUUUUGCCACAUCACGGCGUUGAAAAGCUGAGUAGCACAACAACAAAACUACGAGUUGUAUUCGAUGGCUCAUCCAAGUAUCGUAAUCAUCGUUCGCUUAAUGAGGAAUUGGCUGCAGGGCCUGCACUACAAUGCGAUUUAGUACAAAUUAUUUUACGUUGGCGCAAACAUAACAUUGCCCUGUGUUCUGACAUAGAAAAAAUGUUCAGGCAAAUCGCUGUUAACCCGAUACAUCAAAAGUACCAACAAAUUCUGUGGAGGAAAUCAGCAGUUGAUCCAGUUAAAAUCUACAAGCUUUUAACGGUAACUUAUGGUACUACACCUGCUCCCUUUUUAUCGGUUAGAACACUAAAGCAACUUGCUACAGACGAGGCAAAAACUUAUCCUGACGCGUCGGAGGUACUUCUUCGUGAUAUUUACGUUGACGAUGUGAUCACUGGGGCUGAUGAUGUAGUUGAAGGCUUAUAUUUGCAAGAUCAGCUUCGUAAAUUAUUAGACUUAAGCUUCGGAAAUGGGCGUCAAACUCUACCGAACUACUGA